Molecule: messenger RNA, 4735 nt
Organism: Nasonia vitripennis (jewel wasp)
Lineage: Eukaryota; Metazoa; Arthropoda; Insecta; Hymenoptera; Pteromalidae
Product: DC-STAMP domain-containing protein 2-like
Exons: 19
Coding region: 572-4573 (1333 amino acids)
Cellular component (GO): membrane
Source: RefSeq, a predicted model, not a curated record
CGAUGAAGAAAGUACCAAGUGUAUACUUUGACGCGGAGGUGACGGUUGAAGGAUCGUUGGAGUUGGAAGGUCGCAAGGUGGAUGCUGGAAGCUGUAUACGAUGUAGCAAACUGGCAAGAUAUAAGCUUAUAAAGAGGUUGAACAAGGCACAAAAGAGAUUGCUUGAUUAAAAAAUGAGGAAUAUUUAUGAGGAUGUGAAUCGUUCCAACGUAUUCAUUCUAUUUUCAAAUGUUCUGUCGAUUGGUGUAAAACUUGUCAUGGAAAGCACAUUACACAACGAAGACGAAAAGCCGAUAAAAGAUAUACGACCCGCACAAAGCACAGCUGGUCACGGCGCUCGUUCUCUCUCUCUCUCUCUCUCUCUCUCUUCGCGAAAUUCCAGCCUCUCUCCCGGUGAUGCUGUAGAGGAAGAGGAAGCGCGUGGGAGAGUUUUAUCGAAAUAAACAAAACCUACGCGGAAACGUAAACUUCUGGCUUCAGGUGUAUUAUGCAGUUAACCUUGGAACAUCGAGUCUAGAUCUCUUUCUGUUUCUCUUUCUCUCUCUCUCUCUCUCUCUCUCUCUCGAGAAUCAUGGCAUUUUUUCAAUUAGUCUUGAAGGCCAAGAAGCUGAAAAAGGCGAAACGAAGAUACCACGAGGAGAAGCUACGCUCCAUUGAGAUAUCCAAAGGCGCUCGGGUUCACUACGCUCUCUGGCAGCGUAUUCGCCGUAAAAAGAUAUUACUGAAGAAGAAGCUGAGGGAAUUCCUAACCAGAUGCACGUCGUGUCCGGAGAACACAUGGCUGCACAAAAAGGCCGUCCUCCUGAGAACCGAAGGGACCUUGGAGAACUACGUGCUGAAGAGCGUCUUCGGCUUCGUCGGAGGGAUCAUCCUCACCUACAUGUUCUUCGUCUUCUUCGUCUUUCAGCUUCACUUCGCCUUGAUUUCCGCCACUCUGAUCUGCUGCGUCCUAGGAGUCGUUCUCACGCUUGGCUUGGCCUUCUCCCCCAGAAUCAGAUGCUACGUUUUGCUGUUCCUGCCGCAGUUCUUCUCGAAACGAGGCAGACAGGCGCUCAUGGCGUACGCGUUCAUUCUGGCGCUCGGUGGACCUGUCAAGAACAGUCUUUACAACCUCGCGGUUCUCUCCGAGUCACUGGCUUGCGGUCAAGAGCAGCUCAAGGAAGCAGUGAAAUCGGUCAUCGACCUAAUAAAGCAACCGUUCUACGCCCUGAGGGACUCGCUCUCGAGCAUAGUCAAGUCCAUCAAGGCUAUCGUCAAGCGCAUCAAGCAGACGCUGAUCGCCAUCAAGAGAUUAGUCAUUAGCAUACUGCAAGUGAUCAAAUCGGUCUUCGACUGGCUGGGCAGCGUGGUUAGCAUCUGCAAUCGCGAUCUCGGCACGCCUUACGAUCGCUGCAACAAGGUCUUCGAGGAUGCGGUGGACGACUGCCAGGAGAAGCUCGGCCCCGUCUUCGGCGAAGUCUGCCACCUCACCUACGUCGCUCAGACCGUCUGCUUGGCCCUGAAGCCGCUGGACCUUAUCUGCGUACUCGUCUCCUACGUUUCCGAUGCUAUAGUUGGAGUCGUCAGGGAUAGAGUGAAGAAGUUCUCCCGCGAGAUGAAGGCCAUGUUCUACGUGAAGAUCAAGUUCUCGCACUCGUUCCACAUGGAGACGAACAAGAGCCAAAGCAUCUCGGAGAUAUCCUCGAAGAUAUCGUCGGAGAUCAGGAGGAAGACCAAUCGCUUCUUGUCCUUCUUCGAUUGGGUGGGCUUCGUCACGAGCUUUCUCUUCAUCCUCCUGUUCCUCAGGGUCGUCUACUAUCGGUACAAGUGGCUGACGAGCGAUCGCUUCGACAACCACUACAUCUCCGGCUACAUGCGGGAGAUCGAUUUGAAACGCGCCAGGCAGGACAAAGAGACGAUCUUCCCGCUGAAUCAGCGAGAGAGGAGCAAGUAUGCCCCCGUCUCGUCGGUACUGCUCAUCAGGUCGGAGAAAGUCAAGCUUACCAAGUCCGCCGUUUUUCUGUCCAUCACCUCGGUCAAGCUCGCCAUUUACAUGGCCAUCGAUUAUUGCCUCUUCUGGUUGUUGGAUAAGAUAAGAUAUCACGGACGAAUCGAAAAGAAGGUCCCGCGUCCGAGUUACUCCGACGCGGUGCAAGUCGAGGGCACAGGAUUCUUAGCGGACAUCUACCGCAGUAUCAUCCGAGCCUUCACCCCCGACACCCGCAUGACGGAGAUCGAGUCCGUGCCUUGUCUUCCAGAGCCAAAGCCACCGAACUAUGACACCUUCGUGCAGAUCCUCAGCCUCGUCCUAUUCUGCUGGCUCAUGGCUCUCUUCGAGCCUUACGGACUGAGACUCCGACAAAUAGUCCUGAGCAGUUAUUACCCGGACAGGGCGAAGCAACGGGCAGUUUGGCUGUACAAUCACAUCAUCAGGUCUCGUGGUUCCUUCCUUAAAUACGCUCGACGACAGCUUCGUCGUCAGUUCGGCACAGCUCGAGGUGACGGCAUCGAGCGGGUUACGCUGCGCGAACGUCUGUGGGCUCUAUGUCCGCUGCUGAAUCGUCUCUGGCCGUUAAAGCUGGGCACCGCUUGUCUGCUAUGUGGACAGCCCGAAAGAGACAAGUCGGCGCCACACGUCCGGUGUCCUACUCCGGGAUGUCCUGGAGUCUAUUGUCCUCAGUGCUUUCAAGAUCUGAAGAAGCUAUGCACUUUGUGCCUGUCGCCGCUGGAUUACGGCGACCUUACCGAUAUGAGCGAAGAGAGAGAUUCGUCGGACGAGCAAGUUGACGUCGAUCGUUUGAGAAAAAUCGCUCAAGAGGCUGCUGCGAAAAAGGAGAAGACUGACGAAGCUACUGCGGAUUCUGAAGAAACGAAGCUGAUUGUUUCGCCUAAAGCUUCUUCAGACGACGAAUCAUCGUCAUCAAAGUACAGCUAUAUAACCUACAUUCGAUCAGGUUACCAGGACGAGCCGCCCAAGGAUACGACCAUUCCUCAGAAAGUCACUUUCAAGGAUGUCGAAGCUCAAGAAAUCCGGGAUGACGUCACUAUGCAGAUUUUCGACGAUGCCUCGUGCGACGAGCUACUUUCAUCGAGCAGUGAAGGUCGGAUUUUCUGUUUCGGCCUUUUCAAACAGAAGAAAUCUUCGCACGCAUAUGAAAAAGUUCGCGAACAAUCCGACGUUUCAUCGUCGAUCGAAGAUACUGAAUCGUGGCUAUCCGAAGAAAUUGUCGAUGAAGAGGAACAAUUAUUAGACGUGGAAAUCGAGAAUAUCAUCGAUCGUCCAAGUGAUUCGGAGGAUAUUUGCGAGGAGAAUACAAAACGAAAAAGAUCGAGAUUCAAAUGGUUGUCCAAGACUUUAAACAAGAUAUUCGCUUCUAAAAAGAAGAAGGAAAAGCGCGGCAUAGUAAAUUACAAAGAUUCGAUUCAAACAGGCCAUGGCAGCGAAGAGUCUUGCUCCUCGAUUUCUUCAGACGACGGCGAAAAUCGUCAGCUGCUAGUUUUACGCAGGCUCGAAGACUAUGCAGAAAUCGGAGAAUCUAUGUUGAGGCAGAGGAGUAACAAGAGUUCAACGCAGUAUUCUUGUAUGACAAAGUUCGAAACGAGAAAGGUGCCAAGAUACUUGAAAUCCAUCUGCAACGAAACGAGAUACUUUGAAAUCGACGAGAGCAGUCAAUACAAUUCUCCCAGAGAAAGUAUUCGAUUUCAAGCAGAUUUUAGUCCAUCGACAGAUACAAGAUCUACGGUGGACAGCGAUCCGUCUCACGAGAGACCAAGUUCCAACACUGAGGACAAUGACUCUUACAUCUACACCUCUGAUAAUCACAGCGACAAGCGAUAUCAAUCACAAACUGAAACAUCAAACUCCUCUAUACCGGAUGAAAUUGAUUUUUCAGAUAUUUCAACUGAUUACUCAGAGAGAAGAAACGAGCUACUCGUGAACAAUGAUAAAGCUAUCGAUAAAGAAGACUUAACGGAAGAAGAUAAAAUAAACGAGGACAGUGAUGAAAAGGGACAGUCCCAUAAAACGCAAGCCAAGUAUAAGCGAAAACAGGUUUACGAUUCUCGCACUGUAGGUCUGAAAUUGCACGGCAUGGCCGAGAAAGCCGAAAGCAAAAGAAUAUCUGACGAUAAAUACAUGAAAAAGUUUGACGAGUUGAAAAAAGACAAAGUAGACAAAGAAACUGCGAAUACGAAGAAGAAAAAUUCCUUGAUCCAGAAAAAGUCAAGUGCCAUUGAUAAUAACAAAGCUAAUACAAAAAUUGAUAAAUCCACGGAUAUGCCAGAGUUGAAUACGAACUUCAAAACAAACUUCACGGAAAGACGCGUAGGCGGAUCAGAUCAUUGCAGAUGUGUUGAACAAAGGAUGAUACAAGAAAGGGAGUAUCCUCAAAAACUUGUUCGUGGUUUCCAGCCAAUCAUUUUCGAAAGAAGUGAACAUUCGGAAACUCGUUUCAAUCCAGGAAAAUGUUAUGAUGCUCGUAAAGUAGAUUUCUCUGAAAAUAGUAAGGGAACCAGAGAUAAAGGGACUUAUGUCAGACUUAAAACUAAAGAGACUGUUACAGAAAGAAAAAAUACUACCAGUACAGAAGAUUGAUUACUGCAUGUGAAGCAUUUUACUCUAUUAUACAGUAUUGUAUCACCUAAGAAUAUUUGUUAACUAGUAUCGUAGUACUGCUUGUAAAUUACGAUUGCAGUUGUAAAAGAGUUGAGUGUGAAACUUUUUCCAAGAAAGAGAUAAAUUUAGAUAAAAAAAAAA